Cetraspora pellucida is the source of this 1422-nucleotide messenger RNA. Lineage: Eukaryota; Fungi; Glomeromycota; Glomeromycetes; Diversisporales; Gigasporaceae. The record is from the annotation of a GenBank genome assembly.
AUGUUUUGGGAAAAAAUUGAGAUGCACAAAGAAUUGCACCUUCUUGAAGAAAAUGCAUCCAAAUCCAUAAUUAACAAUACAACAAAAGUUCUUGGAACUGCUAUCGAAAAUGUCCAUUAUAUUAUCGAGAACAUCAAUGAUGCAUUGACAAACCCAAAAAAACGAACUUCAUUAAUAUAUGCCAUAAUGACCAAAUUUACUCCAGAAUGCAUCAAAAAAACUGAUGGGCAAUUUGAGGCAUCAAAUGAAUCAUCAUUAAAGCUUCUCAAAAUACUUUUAACAGGGUUAUUUGUUGAUUUGAGACAAAGAAGUAGAUAUUAUUUGGAUAAGACUCAUUUCAUUUCUAAAAUAGAAAAUCUUAAUGCUUCAGCCAUACUUUCUCUGCAUUCUUGUCACUUUGGUAAAACAUUAUUUCUUUCUAUUCUGUCUUCUUAUUAUGAUAUAAAGAACCAAGAAGACCAAUUCAAACAAUUAUUUGGUGAUCUGUUCAUUAGUAAAAAUCCUACACUAUUAGCAUCUUCAUUUCUAGUUCUGGAGCUCAAUUUUUCUAGAAUUCGCACUAGUGCAACAUAUGUCGUCUUUGAGGAGAGCUUUCACAAAUGUUUGAAUCUAUUUAUGUCAGGAUUUAUGUAUCAAUAUCAACAAGAGUUGGGUCAUCAUUUUCAAAUUGUUAAUAAAAAUUCUGAUGCUUUGACAAACUUAUUAAAGUUGCUGAAUGCGAUAGAAUUAUGUGGUUAUAAGCUAUAUAUUUGCAUUGAUGAGUAUGACGCUAGCAUUAAUGAAAUUCUUAGAGAUGAAACUGUCAUCCAAGAACUCACUGAUAAUCACAAAAAUGAAAACAAAAUCAAAUUAAUUGAGAGUUCAUUCAAUGAAGAUUCUUCAAACAUCAUCAAGAAAUUUCUUCAUUUUCCUCCUGAUCUGAACAUAUUGCCUUCUCAAACAAUAUUGGAAUUAAUUGGCAACAAUCCCCUUGGUAAAUCUAUUCUUACUGAAGCACUCAAUCGAAGUUCUCUCAAAUCAAGAAAUGAGUUUAUUGCAGAGGCACUAAAAAUCUACAACUGGAAAGAAGAGGAUUUAAUACCUGUACGAAGUUGCUUACAGAUUUUGGAGCCAGAAUGUAACAUCGAACUGCUCUGCCGAUUUGUAGAGGAAACUUUACUUAAGCCAUUAAAGGACAAUAGUGUUAAGCAUUCAAAUGAAGAGGCUUUGAAGCAAUCUUUUAUAAACACUUUAAUUCUUACUCUUUAUGCAAAUAUUGAAUUAGAGUUUUGGAUAAAUUCUCAAAACUCUAAUUUAGGUAAUAAGGCAAUUGAUUUAGUGAAAACAAGUACUGGAGGAAGGAUAGCAAUCGAAUUUGAUAAUAUUAGAAUAGAUUAUAUUAAUCUAAACAGAGCUCAAAGUACUUGGCAGAAAGCAACACAA